Molecule: messenger RNA, 977 nt
Organism: Coregonus sp. 'balchen'
Lineage: Eukaryota; Metazoa; Chordata; Actinopteri; Salmoniformes; Salmonidae
Source: the annotation of a GenBank genome assembly
AUGGCGAAAUUCUCAGUAGAAUGGUUAUCUCAAAGUUUUUACAACACUUCAAAGGACCGAGUGGAUGUCGAAGGCACACAAUAUGGCAGACAUGGAAUAACAAGGUCUCAUAUGCCUUGUGUAGUUGUUCCUCGGCCUCCAUUAACGUAUAAAGUGGUUUCAGUUGAGCCGAAAGUACCUACUGAAGUGAUACUUCAUGUCAACAUGGAAGAGCUUGCUAAAGAGUCGACUAAAGACUACACUCCAUCAUCUCCAAACAGUAAGUGUAUACUUUCCUUCUCAAAACAAUCAAUUUGAGCAUUUAAUGUUGGCGUGUGUUCCGUAUAGGCACUUGUGAUUUCUGGAUUAUUUACAAAAUAAAUGUUUACCUUUCCAGCUAGCUGUGGCUACAAUACGGGCUCUGAGAGUGAGGUGGGGGAUAAUAGCGAGGGCGAGUCUGCACUACACCGCAGGAUGAGAACCAAGUUCACCUCUGAUCAGAUCUGCAGGCUAGAACGGGCCUUCAACAAACACAAGUACCUCGGUGCAACUCAAAGGAGAAAAAAUGCUGACAAACUGAAACUCUCUGAAACUCAGGUAAAGACACAAGCUAUAGCAUAAAAAUCUAUGACAUGUCUUAAAGACUUGAAUUUAUGAUAUGAUCAAGAACAACAUUACAAAGUUAGCAUUCACUAAUGUAUCAUAUUUGUAUGCUUUCAUUUCAGGUUAAAACAUGGUUUCAAAACAGAAGGAUGAAGCUGAAGCGCGAAGUCCAAGACAUGCGCCCAGAAUUCUUCGCUCCUCCAGCAUCUCUGCUCCCACCGCUGGUCUUCGCAGCCGCUUCGUCAUUACAGCACCAUGCGCUUGGUGGACAGCUCCCCGCCCUCGCGCAGAGCACACAAGUGUUGUACCCGCAUUACAUUCAGAGAGAUCCCAUGCAACAGAUGGUCCAUCAACAACCAAUACACCCAAUGAUGUUGGCGCCCUGUUGCUACUGA